This is a messenger RNA of Trichomycterus rosablanca, 4391 nucleotides long. It is a transcript of the gene timeless, whose product is annotated as timeless circadian clock. Gene Ontology annotation, biological process: DNA replication checkpoint signaling; DNA repair; replication fork arrest. The record is from RefSeq and is a predicted model, not a curated record. Gene Ontology annotation, cellular component: replication fork protection complex. The coding region runs from base 313 to 4056 and encodes 1247 amino acids. Lineage: Eukaryota; Metazoa; Chordata; Actinopteri; Siluriformes; Trichomycteridae. Gene Ontology annotation, molecular function: DNA binding. The transcript is spliced from 30 exons.
UUUGUUACAAGUUGUAAAAAUCUGUUCAGGUCCCUUUAAGACGGCCUCACUCCGGCUGCACGCGCGCGCACACAAACUACUAUUUUGCGCGCCAGAUAUGUUGUGGAGACUGAGUGGAGCUAACAGCUAACGGCCUGGCAGAUAAAUAUGAAGAUAUAAAGUGUAUUAUUAAUCCUUAAUUUGGGAGAUAUUUGUUGCUUACAGAAGUGGAAGGGGUAUUUUGAUCAUAUUAGGUUGUUUAAAAAUCUGUUCGUCUGCUCGCGUCACUGUUGGAGACGGAAUUCCAGAGUUAAGCCCACGUACUUGUGAGAUAUGAACUGCGAGUUGUUGGCCACUUGCAGUGCCCUCGGGUACUUGGAAGGGGACGAAUACCACAAAGAGCCAGACUGUUUGGAGAGUGUAAAAGACCUGAUUCGAUACCUGAGGCAUGAGGAUGAUAUGAGAGACGUCCGACAGCAGCUGGGAGCCGGACAGAUUCUCCAAAAUGAUCUUCUUCCCAUUAUCACACAGCACGGAAAAGACAAGCCUCUCUUCGAUGCCUGUAUUAGGCUGAUGGUGAAUUUGACCCAGCCGGCACUUUUGUGCUUUGGAAAAAUCCCAAGUGACCCCACAUUUCGCCAUCAUUAUCUUCAAGUGGUGUCGCAUCUACAAGCGUAUAAAGAGGCCUUCGCCGACGAGAACGUGUUUACUGUGCUGAGCGAGACACUGUACAACCUACUGCAGUUGGAUUGGGAGCAGAGGCAGGAGGAGGACAACCUGCUGAUUGAGAGGAUUUUGCUGCUCGUCAGGAACGUGCUGCACGUCCCUUCCGACCCCACUGAGGAGAAAAAAGUGGACGAUGAUGCCAGCUUGCAUGACCAGCUUCUGUGGGCGAUCCACGUGAGCGGAAUGGACGACCUGUUGAAGUUCCUGGCCAGCGCUCAGAGCGACCAGCAGUGGAGCAUGCACGUUCUGGAGAUCAUCUCGCUCAUGUUCCGAGAUCAGACUCCCGAGCUUCUGGUGAGUGCGGGACAGAGCCGCUCGGUGCAGGAGAAACGGAAGGACACUUCAGAGCUGGAGGCUCUUAGACAGAAGGAGCUGGUGGAGAAACACGGCCGCACCAUGCAGCGAGGGACCAGGCACUCGCGCUUCAGAGGUUCAUAUGUAGUCCAAGGAUUAAAGUCCAUUGGUGAAAAUGAUGUCAUUUACCAUCAGGGACUGCAUAAUUAUAAGAACUAUUCUCACGAUUGCGGGAAGGCUGUGAGGCGAGUGCCCAAGCGUAAACAGGUGGCGCGGGACACCGAGACGCAUCGCCGCUCGGUCCUGAACGUUCGCCUCUUCCUGCGCGAGUUCUGCGUCGACUUUUUGGAUAACUGCUACAAUCGCCUCAUGUACCUCGUCAAGGAGUCGUUGAUUCGUGAGCACGCUCAGAAGCAUGACGAGAUGUACUACCUGUGGGCGCUGAGCUUCUUCAUGGCUUUCGACCGCGGCAACGGCUGCAGGCCCGACCUGGUCUCGGAGACCCUGUCCCUCCGAGCCUUUCACUUCAUAGAACGAAACAUCACGAACUACUACGAGAUGAUGCUCACGGACCGCAAGGAGGCGACGUCUUGGUCGCGCAGGAUGCAUUUGGCUUUGAAGGCCUACCAAGAACUCCUGAUGACUAUGAAUGAGAUGGAUCGGUCAAAAGAUGAGACCAUCCGCCAAAGUGCAAACGUUCUUAAGAGUAACGUCUUCUACCUGAUGGAAUUCCGAGAAAUCUUCCUCACUCUUCUGCGCAAGUUUGACGAGAGGAUGCAGCCGCGCUCUUUCCUGCGCGACCUGGUGGAGUCCACGCAUCUGUUCCUGCGCAUGCUCGAGCGCUUCUGCAAGGGCCGAAACAACCUGCUGGUACAGAAAAAGAAGGGGAGAAAAAGAAAGCAGAAAAAGAAGUCGGCGACGCGGGUAGAGAACACUCCUGAAGCGCUGGAGGAAACCUGGCAAAUCGUCUCUCAGGAGCUCAGGGCCUCGAACUUUCAGCUGUCAGAAUCUCUGAAGGAGGCCGCUGUGCCCUUUGAUGCAGCAUCUGAGAUUCCUGUUACUGAGCAGAGGUCUGAGGCCAUGAUUCGCAUCCAGGACGCUCUGCUCGCCCGAACCGGACCAGAGGCGCUUUGCUUGCUCCGAGCUGCACGGGAGGUGUGGCCGGACGGAGACGCGUUCGGCUCUGUCGACGUGGAGCCCGAGGACGAGCUGGACCUUCUGAAGCAGAUCCUCUUCGCCGAGCUACCUAGACCAAAUCCGGCUGAGGCUUCCACGGAGGAGGAUGAGGAAGCAGAGCUGGAUGAGGAGGACGAGCUGGAGACGGUGCGCGUCUCUGAAACGGAGUUCAACUUUUUGGACUUUAUUAAAAGGUUCGCAAACCCGAACAUCGUCCGUCCGUAUUUGGUGCUGCUGCGCACAUACAGCACGAACACGCCGCACACCAACCACUGCAUCGCUCGCAUGCUUCACCGCGUGGCUGUGGAUCUGAAGAUGGACGCCUUGCUCUACCAGCUCUCGGUCUUUCACCUCUUUAAUAAGAUCCUUACUGACCCUGCAGCCGCUGCCUAUAAGGAGCUGGUUACCUUCGCCAAGUACGUCGUGAACCGGUUCUUCACCCUGGCUGCCACCAACAACAAAGCUUUCAUCGAGCUGCUGUUCUGGAAGAAUGUUGGCGCUGUGAGACAGAUGACCGAGGGCUACACAGAAGACGGCGAGGGUGGUAAGAAAAAAGCCAGAUGGACACCGGAGGAGGAAGAGGAGCUUCGUCAGCUGUAUGAAGAGCACAAGGACUCAGAGGUGCCUGAUAUUGUGGAGACCCUCCUGCCAUUGCUGAGAAAGCCCGAUCUCACAAGGCGUCAGGUUGUGGUCCAAAUGGUCGCCAUGGGUUUGGUGGACAGCGUGAAGGACCUCAAGAAAGACAGGAAGGGCACUCGUAUCGUGCUGUGGACUGAGGAGCAGGAAGAGGAGCUUCAGAGGCUCUUCGAGGAGUACACAGACUCGGAUGAUGUUCUCGGGAACAUUCUGAAGAGGUUGACGGCGAAGCGUUCGAAAGCACGCGUCGUGGAUAAAAUCAUCAGCAUGGGCCUGGUUUCGGAACGCAAAGAGCUGUACAAGAAACGGCGACGCAGCGCUCCAGGGCCGGGAAAGAGCAGAGGAAUGUCUGAGGACGAGUUUUUUACUGAUCUGAGCGAAGCACCGAGAGAUGAGUCCAUGGACAGAGAGGAUGAAGAGGAAGAUGAGGAAGAUGAGAAUGGCUUUGAUGAGGGAGAAAGAGAGGAGCCGGUCAAGCCUGCUCGGAAAGCCACAAGACGAGAGAGUGCUGUGGAUAGAAACAUCAGUUUUGAAUCUUUGGCGAGCAGCUUACGCCGUGAAGGCCUGUCGGGGCCGAUCCUGUGGCUGCAGAACUGUCUGAAUAGAGCAGCUGAUGAUCGGGAAGAAGAUGGCGUCUCUCAUCCUGUGGCUUUGGUACCUCUGACCGAGGAGAACGAAGAUGCCAUGGAGAACAAGAACUUCCAAAAGCUCCUCCGCAAAGUCGGCAUUCGAGCGCCGGCUGACGAGCAGGAGUCAUUUUGGAGGAUUCCUGCCACCAUGAGCAUCUAUCAGCUUCGCGCCACUGCAGCGUCUCUCGACCAGCCUCGGGAACCGGAAGCGGAUGCUCAGGAGGACGCUGAAGGAGUUGCUGCUGAUCCCGAAUCGGUGCAGGAGGAUGGAGAGGACCAGGACACACAGGAGCUGAGGGCUCAGGCCCUCCGUGCCCUGCUGCUGGCUCGCCAAAGGAAAGUAAUAAACGAUUCCUCUGAUGUGGCGGCCACAACCGAGCACGAAGCACCAAGUGCUGCUGCUACUGCUGGUGCUGCUAUUGAAGGUAAAACCUCAGCGAAGAGAAGUCGUGUCCUGGACAGUGAUGAGGAUGAUGAAGAUGAGAGAGAUAAGGACUCUACGUCCAACAUGAACGCAGAUACUGAAGGAGGCGACCAGUCGGACGCUGAAACGCGCUCCGCUCCGGCGAAGCGCAGGCGCCAGAGAGUGCUCAGUGACGAUGAGGAUGAAGAGUAGAAGCCGUGACUCUGUGUGUUCGGUUCCGGUGUCUGGAACGGUUCUGUUGCUCAGUCGUGUUGAGAUCUGUGAUCCCUGCCCUGAACAUAAUGCCCUGUAACACACCUCGGUUAGGGCUUUAGUUCAUCGUGAUGCCUCGGCCACCAUUAAUAGACAGACAGACAACAGACAUAGCCGAUUAUGUCUGUAUGUAGACACCCACCCAAGUGAUAGCACCACUGGGUCCCAUUAACCGCCCCACCACCAGUGACUUGUUUAGUGGACAGUUUCUCUUAAUUUUUUGAACAGUUCAACUUUGUUAGCUUAAUAAAACAGUUGUUUCUUCAAACUUUAAA